AUGAAGCUUCCCUGCGUAGGUGAGGGGCCACGAGGGGAACAGGCGGAGGACGUGCUGCGGGACUUCGCCUUCGACCGGGUCUUCAGCCCGGGCCGUCCGGGUUCGGGCCAGGCGCGGAUCUUCCAAGAAGUCGCCCAGCCCGCCGUCCAGGAUGCCGUGGAGCGGCUGGAGAGCUGCUGCUUCCUGGCCCUGGGAUGCAGUGGCCACGGGAAGACCUUCGCCGUGACCGGGGGACCCCGGCGCUUCGAGGAUCGAGGCCUCGUGCCACGUGCAAUCUCCUGCCUCUUCGAGCUCUUGAAUGCCAAGACGAACCGGGAAGACUUCCAAGUGAAGGUCUCCUUCUUCGAGCUCUACAGGGACAGCUUCUUGGACCUCCUCAGCAAGCGGGCUCCGGUGAACAGCCGGAUUGGGCAGAGCCAGAAAGAAAGGAUGCCGUGCCCGAUGGAGCUACCGGCUGCGCAGGCUGCGUGCGUCAGCUGCCUGAACGAGAGCGAGGCGUACCAGCGGCUCUUCGAGGGUGACGCGCGCCGGCAUUUCGAGAGGCUGCCGAGGAACCCAGAGACCUCCCGGGGCCACGUCUUCUUCCAGCUUCACAUCCAGAAGGAGGGGGCCGGGGAGACCAAAGAGGCCGUCCUCUCCUUCGUGGACCUGGCCGCAGGCGGAGGGGGAGGGGCGCCUGGCCCUCGAAACCAGGCGACGGAGAGCAUCGAAAGGAGCUUGCAGGAGCUGCGGCAGCUGGCAAAGAGCGCCCUUUGUGGAGGGCUUAAGCCGGAACCGUUGCCAGAACCGGGGCUACUCUGUUCAUUGCUGCUGCCCUGGCUGCGGCCGGCCGGCUCGUCUCUGCCUUCUUUGGUGACCUUGUUGCCUUUGAGGUGGCAGAAGCAGAGCGGCAGCGAAAUCUACGACUUCUUGCAGCUUGUCCGCAUCCUGCACCAGGCUGCGAAGAGUCGCAGCCCACAGAGAAAUGGAGCGGGACCUCCGAUACCACGAAGCCCACAAAGCCAGGAGGCAGACACCGCGAACUCGCCAAGCGAUGCUUUGACCACCUGGUCGCCUUGGUCAGCCGUGGUGGUUCACAGCCAGAAGGAUUUUGACGGCGAAGAGAAGGAACGGACCGAGGCGGAGGAGGCGGAGGUCGAGGUGGCUCGCCCCAGGCCAGUUCCCGUGAAGUCCGAGUUGCCGGAGCCGCUGGCACCGCUGGGACCGGUCACCGGCCUCGGCGGCCUCGGCGGCCUCGGCGGCCUCGGCGGCGGCCUGCUGCGGAGCCUUCCAACCCCGCUGCGGGGCUCCGGGCCUCCUCGCUUGAGCGAGGCUCCGCCUCCGCCUCCGCCUGCGCAGUCAGGUCUGCCUGCCGCUACAUGUCCGACAGAGCUCUCGGAGCCCCGUGCUGGUGCCUCCUCGGCAGCAAGCACUCCCAUCCGAAGGCCCUCAGUGAUCGCUCCAAGACGAGUGUCUCUGACAGCAACUUCGCAAAGAACGAUGCUUCCUGCAGCGCUACCAGGGCACUGCACGGUGCGGUGCGCUGUGUCCAGGUCACCAAGUCCCUGGCAGAUCGCAGGCGCUCCGUUGCGGCCACGGAGCUGCGACACGAGAGCGCCGGGUUCCGUCGGUUCCGUGCCGGUAACCGCGCCUUUGAAUUGGGGCUCCGGUGCCGGCCCCAUCGGCCGACCUCGGGCUCUUGAGAGAGCGCACACGGCUUGCGUCCCGGCCGUCCAGGCUGUCCAAGGCAUCCCCGUACCGUUUUCGCUGGCCUACUCGUGCUACUCUUCUGGCGCCUCUGUGCCGUCGUAUUCGCCGGUGCCGAUGCGAAGAUACCCGUGGUCCUUGGGCGCUGCUGGUGAGCGUAGUCGCAGCAGUUCUCCCUGCCCUCGUCCUGCCCUUCACAGGACAGGGUCUGUGCCCAGGGUCCCGCCUUUGGUGGCGAGGUCUUGGAUCCCGGCAGGCUGA
Symbiodinium sp. CCMP2456 is the source of this 1947-nucleotide messenger RNA. Lineage: Eukaryota; Dinophyceae; Suessiales; Symbiodiniaceae. The record is from the annotation of a GenBank genome assembly.